Phascolarctos cinereus (koala) is the source of this 7010-nucleotide messenger RNA. RefSeq names its product leucine rich repeat containing 55 (gene LRRC55). Gene Ontology annotation, cellular component: voltage-gated potassium channel complex. The record is from RefSeq and is a predicted model, not a curated record. Gene Ontology annotation, molecular function: transmembrane transporter binding; potassium channel activator activity; voltage-gated potassium channel activity. NCBI's taxonomy places the organism in Eukaryota, Metazoa, Chordata, Mammalia, Diprotodontia, Phascolarctidae.
CCUGGCUGAAGCCACACACUCCGGCAGCCUUGGCUGACAGCUGAGUUUCAAGAAUAGGCAUUUGGGGCCUCUAAACUUUCCUCUGAGCUCCCCUUUCUCUCAACCCAUCUCAGGGAAGAAGGGCUGAAAGGGACAGAAGGAGGAAGCCUCAGGAGGUGCUGGCCAGGGAGCCCGGAGACAUGGAGGAGGAGAGAGAGGGGGAGGGAAAGAGAAAAGGAGGGAAGGAAGGCAAGCUGUUCUCCUGAAACAACCUGGGAUUCCAAGAGGGAAAUCCUUGUCUGCCUCCACACUGAUUGCAGCGUUCCUGGGCCAGAAUGAUGCAGUGGGAACUUCUAACCACUCCCUGCUGACUGAAGGAAAAGAGCAUUGGACUAGGAGCAAGUUCAGAGCUGAGCACAGAAUUGGCUUACAGCGAAAGCUUUGGAUUCUCCCUCUGGCGAUCCCUCCCUUUGGUGAGCCUUCAGGCUUCUCCUGGAACUUCGGGACUCAUGGUCUACCCAAACCUUUCCAGUAACACACAGACAGAAGACCCCUUCUCAGGAGAGUGGUUUUUCUGGUCCUGUUCUCCUUAGCACAGGAAAAGUCCUGCCACCUCCUGGUGGGACCCAUGGAGACCCCCUUCAGCCUGGGUAUCCUUCACAGAAGGCUAAUCCCUUGUCUCUCUUUGACUAUUAAAUGUCUUCAUGAGAUGGGUUCUGCAGCCCUGAGUGCUAGGAUCCAGAGGACUGGAUUUGCCCCUAAGAGAUUUCAGUGGCUUUGAGUAAGUGCAGGGACUUAGGUAGGGGUGGGGGAGGUGCUAAAUAGAGCCUUCAGCCCUCCCCCUUUCACCCCAGUCAGACACUUAACUGAGAAUAUCUUGUGGUCUUUGAUGACUUUCAAUGGCCCAGAGUAUCCUUGGCCAUAGCUUUAAGGACUGCUGCCAGCUGGUCCCACUGGGCGUCUCCCUUGGUUUCAACGGUAUUGAUCAUCUUCCCGGAACCCCAGGAGCCUUGGCUGAGCCUCCCUGCAUUCCCACCAGGUGCCACCAAAGGAACCCUGCUGGUGCUUCUCACCUGGGGAGCCCUCUCAUGCUUCCCAUGCUCCCAGGCUGGCCAGAGCCAAUGAGAGCUCAUGAACAGGAGCCCCACCUCCCCCAGCCCCUGGCCACAAUGUAGCUGCCUUCUUGCCCCAGUGACUCUUCUCUGAGACCCAGGGUGAUGGGCUCCUCUUGGCCAUGCUGCUGCUGGCAGAGGACUGAAAUGGGCCCUGUCUGGUCCCAGCUGGUCCGACCCUGCUCUCUGAAGCCAGCCCUGCUGCUGGCCUCGCUCCUCUUUACAGCAGGGCUGGCCCUGGCUGAUGCUGUCGCCAGCUGCCCAGUCCUGUGUACCUGCCGCAGCCAAGUGGUCGACUGCAGCAGCCAGCGCCUUUUCUCUGUGCCUCCUGACCUCCCACUGGACACUCGAAACCUCAGCCUAGCCCACAAUCGCAUUGCCACUGUCCCACCGGGCUACCUUACCUGCUAUGGGGAGCUCCGGGUGCUGGACCUUCGGAACAACUCCCUGGUUGAGCUGCCCCCUGGGCUCUUCCUCCACACUAAGAGACUGGCCCACUUGGACUUGAGUUACAACAACUUCAGCCACAUCCCUGCUGACAUGUUCCUCGAGGCUCGAGGGCUGGUACGCAUUGACCUCAGCCAUAACCCCUGGCUGAGAAAAGUCCACCCUCAGGCCUUCCAGGGUCUCUCCCAGCUCCGAGAACUUGACCUCAGCUAUGGAGGAUUGGCUUUUCUCAGCCUUGAGGCCCUGGAGGGUCUGCCCGGGCUAGUGACCCUACAGAUUGGUGGGAACCCUUGGGUAUGUGGCUGUACCAUGGAGCCCCUCCUGAAGUGGCUGAGAAAUAAGAUUCAGCGCUGUACAGCAGAUUCCCAGCUGGCAGAGUGCCGGGGCCCCCCGGAAGUGGAGGGUGCCCCACUCUUCUCCCUCACAGAGGAAAGCUUCAAAGCUUGUCACCUGACCUUAACGCUGGAUGAUUACCUAUUCAUUGCCUUCGUGGGUUUUGUGGUCUCCAUCGCUUCUGUGGCCACCAAUUUUCUCCUGGGGAUCACUGCUAACUGCUGCCACCGCUGGAACAAGGCAAGCGAAGAGGAAGAGAUCUGACUCAGUUUCCCUGGUCUCCCUCCAUUUUGCUAAGUGCUGCUACCACCAACAAUGCUAACCCAGCAAGGAUGAGGAGAUCAGAGGCCCCAUUCCAUGCCAGCCCCACGGCUCCCCACCCCAGGAAUUGCCAACCACUAUCACUGUUAAAAUGAGAUUAGUCAUCAGGAGAUGAUGCCAAUACCCUUCAUGCCAAUCUUCCAACUAUUGGCUCUGUUGACUCUCGAUGGCUAAAAGCUCAGAAACCUUCAAUGAUAACCCCUUCCUGUACUAAGCUCCCUCAAGUCUAUUAGGCUUCCUCCUACCUGGCUACUGCACCAAGACAGAAAACACUUUCCGCGCUUUUGCCAUUCUCCCCUCAUUUCUCCAUCAAUUGAAGUCAAUUUGAAAGAUUAAGGUAAUCCCCCAGAAUAAUUGCCAUUCUCAAGGCCCCAUUUCCAGUCCUGCUCACUUCAGAAUAGGGAGACCCAACCCCUAGGGGAGCUGGAGACAUGUCAUCCUGGGACUCUUGACCAUGUGAACUGUAAGGGGCAAAGAACCCAGUGGAGGACAGAAUCAUAACUAGGGUGGGGCAAUCAGGAUAUUUCCCCAGAGUUCCAAAUUUUAGAGGGUGCAGUCAGCAUCUAUACUUCAGCAGCAUAAACACAACCGAACUUAGCAUUUAGUUAACAGGAAUAAUUAGUUAAAAUAUACCAUUGAUAUGCUAUUGAUAUUACAAUCUAUCUUCCCUCACCAAAACUAAAUUUAUCUUCAAAAAUUUAGUUUGAGGAUAUAUUUUGUGAGGUUUGCUCCAAGUUUGUCCUAGUCUCCAAACUUGCUAGUUAUGUCUCUGGUAAAGGGUGAUAGAGAUAUAAAAACAUGGAAUAAAACUACCUAUGGGGGGGGCCAAAGGAGGAACCAUCAGUAGUCUAGGUCAUAAAGUUAACUAUUUUAUUCUCACUUGUUAAGUGGUACAUCUCUCUGAGGUGCCCACUACGGUAAUACCAGUUUGUCAAUAUUGUUAUAACCCUGAGGCUGAUCCAACUUUCCAUUAGUUUUGAUUAGAGAUUAACUUAAUCCCUUUAUUGGAGAAGUCAACUCCAACAAGCAACUAUUAAGAACCUACGUUUAGAGAACAGUGGUGCUGAUUCAAAGAUAAAACAAAAGCACCUCCUGCCCUCAAGGGGUUUACAUUCUAUUGGAAUGAGACUAUGUAAACAAUUAAGUAUACACAGGCUAAUUUGAGGAGAGGGAGAGAAAGUGCUAAAGACUUAGGUCAUCCAAAAAGGUUUCCAUGAGAAGUGGUGUGAGCCGAUCCUUGAAGGAAGCUGAGGCUUCUAAGGGGCAAAGGUGAGUAGAGAGCAAAAUUGACAGGGGAGGGAUGGGAGACAUGGUGUCAGUUGGAGCAAAGGCAUUGAGGCAGGAAAUAGAAUAUGGAGCUGGAAAAGAGCAAGUUGGCUCUUUUUGUUGGAAUAGUGGCUGGGGCAGAGGAGAUCCGUAGUAAGGAGGGGGAAACCUGCAAAAGGAGGCUGGAGCCAGGUUUCCAGAGGUUGGAAAACAUUAAAUGCCAAGCUGAGGAGUUGGUAUCUGAUCCUAGAGGCAAUAGGACUCCUUAAAGGUUCUUGAGCAAAGAAAUGACAUGGGCUACCCCAAAUGAAGUAAACUUAGAGAUUUGUUUUAAGGAAGGUAGGACCAGAAUAGCACAUUCUGGAGAUCCACUCACCGAUCCACAAGACAAGUAAUUCCUAAGUACUUGGGAAAUACAGUAUGCUAGGCACUGUACCUUCCUAAACACUGGCCAUGGUGCUCUGCACACUGUAGGCUUUUAACAAAUAUCUCCUGAUUAGUUUAUCUACUGGAGAGAUAGGUCACAAGGCCCUGAGAUUAAAACAAUGGGAACAGGCAGGCGGAGAGAAUGGGCCGUGUGUCCAUAAGCAUACUCGGGCGUGGGCACCACUCUUGUGCAGAAAGCCAAGGAUAAUGUUCACCCCAGCACUCCCAUGUUCUAUACUCACCAGUACCAAUGAACAUGUUGUCACUUGGUAGAUCACAAGCAGAGAAGAAAUCUGUUGUAGCACAGGUACCGAUAUACUAAACAUUCAGCCAUUCACUCAAUGAGCAUUUAAAUCAGAACUUGCUAUGUGCCAGGCACUGUUCCAGGUGCUAGGGAUACAGAAACAAACAAACAAAAAGCCAGGCCCUGACAUCAAGGAGUUUGCCUUCUGUUGGAAGAAACACAGAGUAUACAUCAUCCUCUUAAAAUACACACAAAGUAGAUAGGAAGUCAUCUCAGGGGAAAGAAAGCAUCAGCUGGGGGUCUGGGGAAAGGUGUCUGGUAGGGCACAUAGCUGUGUGCUUCAGGAAGAUACUUUUGGCAGCUGCCUAGACAAUAGAUUUGAGAUGGGCAAGACUCAAGGCAGGGAAACCAAUUAGGAAGCUAUUGCAAUACUCUAGCUGAGAGAUGAUGGAGGCCUGAGCUGAGUGGAAAAAGGGGGACAGAUAGGGAUGUUGCAGCUAAAAUUAUAACCUCCAAUAUAACUACGUACAAUACUAUUCUGAUACAAUUUGGUCAACUGAGAAGGCCCGCGAUGGCAAAGCUGAAGUGAACCAUUCUCCGCCACCUAACAUCAGCCUUAGGAGAGGAUUCCACUCUAUUUUUUUUAACUGGUCCUACAAUUUCAUCAGUAGAGGGAACUGCCAAUAAGAAACAUCUCUCUAAUGAUGCAGAUCACCAAUUCUUCUACUACCCAUAGUCUUAGAGAGGUAAGGUGACUUGUUCAGGGUCACAAAACCAGUUUCAGAGGUAGGGUUUGAACCCAGAUCUUCCUGAUCCCAAGCUUGGUUCUCUAUUCAUUAUAUCACACUAUCUCUCUCCACCUUUUCAUAUAGAGGAAAAGUAUGAUUAGUGGGAGGUAGUGAUACCACCUGGAUUUGUUUGUUCAUUCACUCAGCCAACAAAUAAUUAUUAAACACCAUCUGUGUGCAGAGCAAAGCAACGUGUUAGACACCGAGGGAGACACAAGGCUUAGAGAAGGCAUGAUCUCUGCCCUCAUGGAGCUGAUGGUCCAGUGGGACAGGUGGGGAGAGGACUGAGAUCAGCUCUAUCCCCUAUAAUGCAUAGCAUUACCUGAUAAGUGUAUUAGAGAGAUGCAAGACAGGUUGUGUAAGCUCAGAAGGAAUAGGUCACUAGCAAAUGGAAGAAGAUGGUAUGAGAGACAAUGACGGGGUUUGAGAGAGUUUGGGUUGAGACAGAAAGAAGGCAUGUGGAACCAGGGAGGGGAUGAAGCAUUGUAGACUGGGGAGGGAUCUAAAUGAAGCUAGGUAUAUGGUGGGGGGAGGAGGAAUAGAGAUAUGGCAGAUUCCACAUCAGUGCAUCCAACCGCCCCUCCUGUCAAGAUUCAGCGACUUGGCAGAGCUGUCUGGGUGGAAUCACCCUAAAAGAGGCUUUUUGCCCAGCCCCAUUUCUCAGUGACCUCCAGCCCACCCCCAUCUUGAUGGCCCCCAAGCACUUCAAGAGGACUUGGGGGUAAUGGGAGGAAGAGCUCCCACCCAAGGAGCUCAUCCUCCCCAGUGAUGCUUUACCCAGGGAGCUAUCCAACCAAAAGAGGCAGCAGAGACAUUCCUAGAACUUAGAGAAAUGAACUCAACAGAGCCCAUACUCUAUUGGAAUCCCUAAAUCUCAGCUCCUGACAUCCAGAGCUGAGGACCACGCUUGCUGUCUUCCUGUCACCACCAGUGAGGCAACUCUUUUGACUGCUUAGUUCUCUUGCCAGAGUCUGUAACAUUCUAGUUGAGAGACUCUAGUAUUAUGGGAUGACCUUUUCAAACAAUACUACUAAUGAGAACAGUUAAACCUUCCCCAAAUGGGGAUGCUCCAUAGAAAUCUAUAACCAUCUCCUAGAGACCUUUUCUUAUGUAUGGCUAAUGUAUUUCAAGACAUGUAUGUUUUUAGUUUAUUUUAUUUUGCAUAGAUCUAGGACCAAACAAGAUGCCAAACGCCACCCGAGGUCAGAUGCAUUUCUCCACCUGUACUUUUCUGUCUCCAUCAGUGGCAAAGCUAAAGAGUGAACCUUUAUGAACAGGAUAGAUGCCUUUAAAGAGCAGAUAUUUUUCCAGCUGUGGAAAUGUUCUGAAGUGCACGUGCGUGUGCACGCGCGCCCCCCCACACACACACACACGAACUAUAGUGUAACCAGAAAGGGCACUGGACCCAGAGCCAAGGGGAGACUUGGCUUCUGUUCUUAGCUCUGCUGCUGUGUUGCCUUGAGUGAAUUACUUCCCCUCUCUGGAUUUCAGUUUUCCCAUUUAUAAAAUGAAGGGGUAAGAAAGACUAGAUGAUUGCUAAGGCCCCUUCCCACUCUAAUAUUCUGGGAUUUCUAAGGAAACAGUGGACCUCAGUAAGCACGAGGUUUACCCAUCCUCUCCAGAGCCCCUUUUCCUUGCCAAUAAAUUGCUUUCCAUCUCUUUGCUGGGGCUGUCCCAAAACACAAAAACGUAUUGAAGAAGGAAUCUCUUAAAGGCAACGUAGCAAUCCUGGUCACAACUGUUCACGUUGCCCUGGUGAUAAACACCCUUGGUCUUCCCACAAGGCUUAAUUUUAAUUUUUUACAGGUUAAUUUGUUUGUAUCUCUGUGUAUGUGUCUAUCUAUGUAAGGUUUAAAAUGUAUCUGACUCCACCUGUGAUGGGGACAAGCUCCCACUAGGAGCUGAGCUCAGGUCUCCUGCACUGUUUUCUGGUAUGUUCCUUCCUCUGCUGCUGUGUUUUCUGAUAUGCCAAAGUGGGCCUGAAGGCCUCAGCUGAUUGGCAUGAGGUGGAACUGGCCCUCAGGAAGAAAAGAAGGAAAGCAAGAAAGAAAAAAAAGGAGGGAGGGAGGAAGGAAGGAAGGAAGGAAGGAAGGA